Labrus mixtus (cuckoo wrasse) is the source of this 1454-nucleotide messenger RNA. RefSeq names its product proteasomal ubiquitin receptor ADRM1-like. Gene Ontology annotation, molecular function: ubiquitin binding; proteasome binding; endopeptidase activator activity. Gene Ontology annotation, cellular component: nucleus; cytoplasm; proteasome regulatory particle, lid subcomplex. Lineage: Eukaryota; Metazoa; Chordata; Actinopteri; Labriformes; Labridae. The coding region runs from base 157 to 1404 and encodes 415 amino acids. The transcript is spliced from 10 exons. The record is from RefSeq and is a predicted model, not a curated record. Gene Ontology annotation, biological process: ubiquitin-dependent protein catabolic process.
GCGCAGCACAUUUAAAGCCUUCAUUAUUGACACAUGGAUCGACCAAUCACACCAAAGCACCGGCGGAAACCAGCCAAUCAGGAUUAUCUUCUGUUUGUGAGACUGCUCUCAGGCUAAACGGAAUUUCAGUGAGAACAUUGAUCUGUCCUUCUCAUCAUGGCUUCUGGAGCUCUUUUCCCCAGCAUGGUGUCUGGGUCCCGCGGCUCCUCCAGCAAGUAUCUGGUGGAGUUUCGUGCGGGCAAGAUGACCAUGAAGGGCAGCACGGUGACCCCCGACAAGCGUAAAGGUCAGGUCUACAUCCAGCAGACCGACGACUCCCUCAUCCACUUCUGCUGGAAGGAUCGGACCACGGGGAACGUGGAUGACGACCUGAUCAUCUUCCCUGAUGACUGUGAGUUCAAACGGGUGAACCAGUGCACCACUGGGAGGGUCUUCGUGUUGAAGUUCAAAGCAGGCUCCAAAAGACUUUUCUUCUGGAUGCAGGAGCCAAAGACUGACAAGGAUGAGGAAAACUGCCGUAAAGUGAACGAGUACCUCAACAACCCGCCCAUGCCCGGGGCUCUGGGUAGUGGUGGCAGUGGAGGACAUGAUCUGUCCGCUCUAGGAGGGGAGGGAGGUCUGCAGAGCCUUCUGGGUAACAUGAGCCACAACCAGCUUAUGCAGCUCAUUGGACCAACAGGACUGGGCGGGAUCGGAGGUCUCGGAGCGCUUGCUGGUCCCGGCUUGGCCAACCUCCUGGGCAGCAGCAGUAGCAGCAGCAGCAGCAGUGUUCCUGCAGCAAGCAACUCCUCCACAAGUCCCUCCACAGCCGUCACCCCUACCUCUACCUCUACCGCCAGCCGGCUCGGCUCCUCCCAGGUGCCCACCACCCCCAUAACUCCCUCAGCCACCUCAGCAGCCUCCCCAACAGCCACCACCCCCACCACCCCAGCGGUGUCUGCUCUUGCUGCGGGGGGAGCAAACCCCACACAGCCCAUCCAGCUGAGAGACCUGCAGAGCAUCCUCGCCACCAUGAACGUGCCGGCCGGCGGACAGGGCGUGGAUCUGGCGAGCGUCCUGACACCUGAAGUCAUGGCUCCAAUCCUGGUGAACCCGGAGGUGCAGCAGAGGUUGAUGCCCUACCUGCCGUCAGGAGAGUCUCUGCCUCAGAGCUCAGAGGAGCUCCACAACACGCUCAGCUCGCCGCAGUUUCAGCAGGCUAUGAGCAUGUUCAGCAGCGCUCUGGCGUCGGGGCAGUUAGGGCCUCUAAUGAACCAGUUUGGUUUGCCUGCAGAGGCUGUCGACGCUGCGAACAAAGGAGACGUGGAGGCUUUUGCCAAAGCCAUGGAAACAGAGACAAAGUCCGACCAGGAGGGAGACUCCAAAGACAAGAAAGAUGACGAUGAAGACAUGAGUUUGGACUAAAAAACUCUUGAGCAUUUCUAUUUAACAUAUUUAUUUUGCUGCUGCUUUGU